AUGGCUACCACCACAGCCGUCACAGAAGAUACGAUCCCCGCGGGGAUGAAGAAGAUACACUUGGGAAGCUAUGAAGGCCCGACGUACAGAUUGGUCUCGACGAACCCGCCUCGCGACUGUACACCGGACGAAAUCCCCAUCAUCGACUUGACGGGUAUCCACGGCGACCUCGACGCGCGCAAGACCGUCGCCAGCGAGAUGCUGCAUGCCGCCAAGACGAGCGGCUUCUUUUACGUCAAAAACCACGGCAUCCCCGAGGACGUGACCGAGGCCGCAUACCAAAAGGGACUAGAAUUCUUCAAGCUCCCGGAGCAGGAGAAACGCAAGCUGACCUCGAACACGUCGGCGUACGGGUACUGCGGGUUCCGGGAAAUCCAGGCCAACAAGCACGAGACAAAGGACCGGAAAGAGGCCUUCAUGUUUCACUACGAGCCCGACUUCGACCCGUUGCACGAGGACCGCUUGGACCAGGUCCCCGCCCACGUCCGCCGUCACCUGCCCAAGGAGGACUUCGUCUGGGCCGACGCGGGCGACGACGCCGUCCUGCCGGGCUUCAAGUCCGCCCUCCUGGCCCACUGGCGCGACGGCCUGGCGCUGUGUCGCCGUCUGAUCCGGAUCAUCGCGCUCGCGCUGGAGCUCCCGGAGGACCACUUCGACUCGGUGACGACGUAUCCGGGCGGCGAUUUCGCCGUCAACUUUUACCCCGGCCACGGCGACGAUCCCGUCGAGGACCCGGACGAGGUCGGCGUCGGGGCCCACACGGACCUCCAGAUCCUGACCCUGCUGUGGCAGGACCGGAACAAGGGUCUCCAGGUGCUCAACAGUUCUGGCGAGUGGAUGUGGGCGCCGCCGGUGCCCGGGACUUUUGUCGUCAACAUUGGGGAUUUUCUCAUGCGGCUCACGAAUGACCGGCUCAAGUCGACUGUACACCGUGUGCUGCAACACGGCCGAGAGGACCGGAUCUCGAUGCCUUUGUUCUUCGGGUUCAACUUCGAUCAGAAACUCGGUGUGCUGCCUACGUGCGUCGAUGAUGAGCAUCCGGCCAAGUACGAACCCGUAACUUGCGGCGAGCUCAUCGCGAAGCGCUUGGCGGGCACGGAACUAACGCCUCGCUCCAAUGGCGCGUGA
Messenger RNA from Colletotrichum karsti, 1128 nucleotides. RefSeq names its product putative 2OG-Fe(II)oxygenase superfamily protein. Gene Ontology annotation, molecular function: dioxygenase activity. The coding region runs from base 1 to 1128 and encodes 375 amino acids. The transcript has 4 exons. The record is from RefSeq and is a predicted model, not a curated record. NCBI's taxonomy places the organism in Eukaryota, Fungi, Ascomycota, Sordariomycetes, Glomerellales, Glomerellaceae.